AACCGACUUCAAUUCUCCAUACUUCAUUUGGGUUUCUGUAGCUCUUCUUGGGGUGUGUCUAGUGUGACAUUCCAAGUGUCAGUUCAUUGUGUUGUAGCAGAGAGAGCUAAACAAGCUCAUAUACUAGGCUUAGAUCAAUUAAAGAACAAAACCCAUCUCUUUGUUUUCCUUCUUUUUUCAUAGAUUUUGAGUGCAUAGAGCUAAAGACUUGUUCUUUUAUCUUACACAAAUUAAAAGGCCUGAAUUUUUGUGUCUUUUAUGACAAAGAUGGGUGACAAUACAAAGAACCAGCAGCUUCAUCACCACCAAAUUUUUGACGUCUCAGUUGAUGUGCCUCCACAAGGAGGCUCCAAGUGCUUUGAUGAUGAUGGUCGUCUCAAACGAACUGGAACUGUUUGGACUUCAAGUGCUCACAUCAUUACUGCUGUGAUUGGUUCUGGUGUUCUUUCCUUGGCUUGGGCCACAGCUCAGCUUGGAUGGGUGGCUGGUCCUUCUGUCAUGCUGUUGUUCUCCUUUGUCACUUACUACACUUCCACUCUUCUCUCUGCUUGCUAUCGUUCCAGCGAUUCUGUCACUGGAAAGAGAAACUAUACUUACAUGGAUGCUGUUAGAUCCAACCUUGGUGGAGCUAAGGUCAAAAUCUGUGGAUAUGUUCAGUACUUGAAUCUUUUUGGAGUUUCUAUUGGCUACACAAUAGCAUCAUCUAUAAGCAUGAUGGCAAUAAAAAGGUCUAACUGCUUCCACAAGAGUGGUGGGAAGAAUCCAUGCCAUAUAAACAGCAACCCCUAUAUGAUUGCUUUUGGCAUCACAGAAAUUAUUUUCUCUCAAAUUCCAAACUUUGAUCAACUUUGGUGGCUCUCCAUUGUUGCUGCAGUCAUGUCCUUCACUUACUCAACAAUUGGACUUGGCCUUGGAAUUGCUCAAGUUGCAGCAAAUGGAAACAUCAUGGGAAGCAUGACUGGAAUAAGUAUUGGCACUGUGACUCCAAUGCAAAAGAUGUGGAGGAGUUUCCAAGCACUUGGUGACAUAGCUUUUGCAUACUCUUACUCUCUCAUCCUUAUUGAAAUUCAGGACACAAUAAGAUCCCCACCAUCUGAAUCCAAGACAAUGAAGAGGGCCACUCAAAUUAGUGUGGCAGUCACUACCCUUUUCUACAUGCUCUGUGGCUGCAUGGGAUAUGCUGCUUUUGGAGACUUAUCCCCUGGAAACCUCCUCACUGGUUUUGGUUUCUAUAACCCAUUCUGGCUCCUCGACAUAGCCAAUGCUGCUAUAGUAAUCCACCUUGUUGGUGCAUACCAAGUCUAUGCUCAGCCCCUUUUCGCCUUUGUUGAGAAAACUGCAGCACAAAAAUUCCCGGAUAGCGAUUUCAUCAAGAAAGACAUCAUAAUCCAAAUCCCGGGAAUCGGUCCUUACAACCUUAACCUCUUCAGAAUGAUUUGGAGGACAGCUUUUGUGAUCAUAACCACUGUGAUCUCCAUGAUCCUCCCCUUCUUCAACGACGUGGUUGGACUUCUCGGGGCUUUUGGGUUUUGGCCACUCACAGUGUACUUCCCUGUGGAGAUGUAUAUUGUUCAAAAGAAGAUCCCAAAGUGGAGCACAAGAUGGCUUUGCCUCCAAAUCCUAAGUGUUGCUUGCCUUAUAAUAACCAUAGCAGCUGCUGCUGGCUCAAUUGCUGGGGUGGUCAGUGAUCUCAAGGUCUACAAGCCAUUCAAGACCAGCUACUGAUUUAGCAGAAUUUAACCAACUGCCCAUUUAUUCAGCAUUUCCUAAAUCAAGGAAGGAAAGAGAAUUGGUCAUUGGGGUCAAUUCUUGUUCAUGUUCAUAUAACAAAGCAUAAAUUGGUGUUGUUGAUGUUAGUUUUUGUUGCUUAGUGUCUCUGUGUUGGUUUUUACUGUCUUCAAAGAAAGAAAAGGCGGUGCCAUGUAUGUAUUCAUCUGAAAUCAAAUCAAGCGUACUUCCCAUUUCCCAAGUAA
This is a messenger RNA of Prunus avium (sweet cherry), 1973 nucleotides long. RefSeq names its product amino acid permease 3. Lineage: Eukaryota; Viridiplantae; Streptophyta; Magnoliopsida; Rosales; Rosaceae. The record is from RefSeq and is a predicted model, not a curated record.